UCCAAGUCGCGCUGAAGUUGCCUUGCAAAGUCGCUGUAAGUCGGGUUGCCCCUGUGUAAACCGGCUCUAAAGGGAAAGAGAAGAGGGCUGCUCACAUAAAACUGUGUGAGUGAAGGGCAAUAAGUGGUGUAGUGUAAUUGUAGUGUAAUAAGUGCGGUAUUGUGAUUGUAGUGCAAUAAGUGUUGUAGUAUGAGUGCAGUUUAGUACGUGCUGUAGUGUGAUUGUAGUGUAAUAAGUGCUGUAGUGUGAGUGGAAGGUAGCAAGCGCUGUAGCUGUGGGCAGGUUGGUUGGUGUAGUUAGCUGUUUGCGGUGGAAGUUAAAAGCAGUGUGAGCAGAUGGUAGUAAUUACUUAGUUUUAAUGUGAACAGAGGGUAGUUAUUACUUACGGUAAGUUUAAUGUGAACACAGGGUAGUAAGUGGAGCACUGUGAUUUGACAUAUAGAAGCAGUCAGUGUGGGAAAAGCAGACAGGAGGUGAAUGGCCAUGGAGGAGCCAUGGAUCCGGACCAUCCAGAGACUUUUCUACCCCAUCAUGUGUGUAUUCGGUCUCCCAGCCAGUAUAGUGACCAUGGCCGUCUUGUGGAAGGGGAACCUGGACAUGUCCAAGUCCAUUGUCUACUACUUGGUGUCAUUGGCUGUUGCCAAUAUCCUCCUCAUCCUGGUGGUGACCAUUUUCCGGGACAUCUUUUACUUCUAUGUUGAUUUUACACUUUACUGGCCCGAACCAUCUUGCGGUGUCAGCAACUGGAUAUACUUUACUUGUGUGUACUCUCUAACAUGGUUGACGGUAGCCUUUUCAUUUGACCGUUAUGUCAUUGUUUGUUGUAUGAAGUUGAAGCUUCGGUACUGCAGGCCUUCAGUCACAAGGUGGGUCAUUCUUGGUGUUUACACAAGCGCUUUCCUUGUGGCCAUGCCAACCUUCUGGAUGUAUGUUCCCAUCCGUACCAUCCAACCUGAUGGUACCAUCUUCCAUAUCUGCUCCCUCCACCGCAAUCUGAGCUCCAUUCCAUUUCUGUCAGUCUACGACCAUAUCCAGACCACUGUGUGGAUUGUCUUUCCUCUUCUGUCACUCAUAUUGACAAAUGGCUUGACAGUGUGGCAUAUCAAGAUGACCACCAGAGUGAGGCAAGUCCUGAAGACAAAUGGGGGAAAGCAGUCAGAUGAUCCAGAGGUGUUACGCAGGAAGAGGUCUGUGACCUUGCUGGCAAUGAUCUCCAUCUCAUUCCUGGCUCACUGGCUGCCUAAGAUGGUAAUCAAAGUGGUAGAGAGGGUCACCUACCCACCAGUGAAUCGAUAUGACUUCUACCACCCAGUGAAUGUGGUAAGGAUGCUCUGCAAUAUGCUGAUUGUAUUCAGCUCAUUCAGUAAUGUUUGCAUCUACUCCCUCACUGUCACCAAAUUCCGAGAGGAACUCUUUCGUGGGGUCAAGGUCUUCCUCUGCCGAAUAUCCACCUCAUAUUUCCCACCUUCUAAACCUAUGAAUGUAUUUGCUAUAUGAUGCUACAAGAUGGACAGUCAAUUGCUGCCUCAUUUCAGAAGACAAAAGGAGAUCAGAACUGAAUUAUGCAGACAAACAUUUUCCUAAACGUAGAGUGGUAUUUCAGUAGAUGAACAACUGUUAGAUCCACAUUCAUUUCUAAGACCUGCAGGAUUGUUGUGUUUUUCUGGACAGUAAAAAGUGUGCAAAAUAUGUGUAGGUUUUAGUUUGGGUGUGUGUUUCGGGGUUGUACAGGUACAACUAAUGCCGCCUACAUGAUCGGAAAUUCCGACAAGAAAAGUUCGAUGUGAGCUUUUGGAUGGAAAUUCUGACCGUGUGUAUGCU
Molecule: messenger RNA, 1821 nt
Organism: Rana temporaria (common frog)
Lineage: Eukaryota; Metazoa; Chordata; Amphibia; Anura; Ranidae
Product: probable G-protein coupled receptor 139
Exons: 2
Coding region: 478-1497 (339 amino acids)
Biological process (GO): G protein-coupled receptor signaling pathway
Cellular component (GO): membrane
Molecular function (GO): G protein-coupled receptor activity
Source: RefSeq, a predicted model, not a curated record